GGGAACAAGGGGGGCAAAAAAAGCAAGUACUUCACCAUCUUUACUAAUACAGCAAACUGAAAAGGCACUUCUUGUAUAUUAUUCCUCUGCUUCCAUUGUUCUUCAGUGAUCAAUCAAACUUUUUUUUUAACAAAAAAAAAAAAAAAAGGAUUGUUACUGAAGAAAGAAAAAAGAGAAAAAAUGUCUUUAGGUUAUGCAGAAAAAUUAUCUUUUAUAGAUGAUGUUGGCAAUGUUGGAAUGACUGAAUAUUUCGACUCACCUAUCGUUUUGCAAGAAAAAAUUGAGAGACUUGCCGUGAUGAUACAAAAGAGUAAGCAUUUAGUGGUGUUUACAGGAGCAGGAAUAUCCACUUCUUGUGGUAUACCUGAUUUUCGUGGUCCCAAGGGCAUUUGGACUCUUCAGAGAGAAGGGAAAGCGCUACCAGAAGCAUCAUUGCCAUUUCACCGUGCAACGCCAAGCAUGACACACAUGGCCCUAGUGGAACUAGAGAAGGCGGGUUUUCUAAAGUUUCUUAUAAGUCAGAACAUUGAUGGCCUCCAUCUUCGCUCUGGAAUUCCAAGGGAGAAGCUUGCUGAAUUACAUGGGGAUUCUUUUAUGGAACGAUGCCCUUCUUGUGGAAUUGAGUAUAUGAGGGAUUUUGAAAUAGAAACUAUUGGGUUGAAGGAAACUGCACGGCGUUGUUCCAAGGUGGGCUGUGGUGCAAGACUUAAAGACACAGUUCUUGACUGGGAGGAUGCUCUACCUCCAAAGGAGAUGAAUCCAGCUGAGAGGCACUGCAAAAUGGCUGAUGUUGUGUUAUGUCUAGGGACAAGUUUGCAGAUCACCCCUGCCUGUAAUUUGCCUCUAAAAUCACUCAAAGGUGGUGGAAAGGUUGUAAUAGUAAAUCUUCAGAAAACACCCAAGGACAAGAAAGCAAGCUUGCUGAUUCAUGGCCUUGUAGACAAGGUAAUUGCAGGAGUCAUGGAAUUCCUCAGUCUGCGAAUCCCGCCAUUUAUUAGAAUUGAUCUUUUCCAGACCAUUUUUACUCAGGCCUUAAGUCUUGAUAAAAAAUAUUUAAAUUGGACCCUAACGGUGACAAGUGUUCAUGGAAAUAGGGCACCGUUGCCUUUUAUCAAAUCUGUAGAGGUUUCUUUUUCAGAAUGUCAAAACAUGAAAGCAACUGUUCUGGAUAAGCAACCUCUUCAGCUAAAAAGGCGGACAGUUAAGACUGCAGAUCCUUUUAAUGUUAUGAUGAAAUUGAACUUCAGUGAUGGUUGCAAGUGUUCAUCGGCUGAAAUCAAGAUUCCUAUUGAUUUUAAGAUUUCAGCACACGUGUUCAACGAUGAUAAGGAUUCCAUAUUACAAGAUCUAAGAGAAAGCGCCAUCGUGGAUCCUAGCUGUGGACAGACGGCAGUUAUUGAGAAAAAGGUCAUUAUGGUUCCUAAAAGUGAGAUCAUGGUUCAUGCCGUCGUAACAAACAUCGUCAAGUUUGAAACAACUUGUGGGGAUUUAAAUAAUGGCGCAUUGAAACGGAAAUAUGAAGGUUUUAACGGCAUCAUUCCAUCUCGAAAGCGAUCCAACGGCAGGAGACCCAGAGUUGUAAAUGGAAGGUGACCUCAGGGGCUAUACAACUACUGUAAAUAUUCGUGUAGUAGUAUUCUCAGAAAAAUGUGUUAAUAUGUGGAGACUGGGUGAAUUUUGAUAGUUAAUACACUCGGUCUUGCUCAUGAUAGAAAUCUAAAAUUUUACCCAUUUUUUUUAUUAGGCCUAAAAUUUAACUCUCAUUUCUUUUUCUAAUCCAUUCUUGAAAUUCGUAUAAAGGGUGUAUUGUUGCUGAUCU
This is a messenger RNA of Lycium barbarum (goji berry), 1819 nucleotides long. Its product is annotated as NAD-dependent protein deacetylase SRT1. NCBI's taxonomy places the organism in Eukaryota, Viridiplantae, Streptophyta, Magnoliopsida, Solanales, Solanaceae. The coding region runs from base 181 to 1593 and encodes 470 amino acids. The record is from RefSeq and is a predicted model, not a curated record. Gene Ontology annotation, molecular function: NAD+ binding. The transcript is spliced from 14 exons.